GUCACCCAGAACCUUGCUUCUCAGUCCAGCCACCUGCCUGACUCUUCUUUGGAUGACUACUGGCUCAGGACUCAGGAGAGCUUGUGAUGACCAGGACACUAUAGACACCAACUUGGUAAUUUGAACAUCUUUCAGUGACCUUCAGCUUUGCUUGAAGAUUGCUUUCUCAGAGGUGCUCCAGACUUCAUCAUAGAGGGAAAUAUUUCUUUUUAUCAUCAAAAUGAAAAUAGACUUGGAGGUCAGUGAGCCCGUCAACUAUAGCUCUGGAGAUCACAAAUACCUGGUUCAGAAAGCAGCAAUUAAAGGUGUCCGUUCUAAUCCGGAACAGCCCUUCACAUAUUCAUCCAGAGACACACCACAAGAAGCCAUAAAAUACCCACACCCAAAGAGCAGAGAUGGAGCAAAUACUUAUGCAGUACAGAUUUCAGAGGACGUUACCCCAGAUGAGAGCACCACAGCUGCACCCAGUCCCUUCGAAGACAUGUCUGUUCGUAGAGGCUUCAUCGUGAAAGUGUUCAUUAUCUUGUCAGUUCAGCUGCUCUGCACUAUGGUAAUCAUCAGCAUAUUUGUUUUCUGCAAACCUGUAAGGAAGUGGAUCAUUGGCAUCCCUUGGUUCAUGUACGCACUCUUCCCAGCUGUCCUGGUUGUCAUCAUUGUGCUUGCGUGCUGUAGGGAUAUCCGACGCCAAGUGCCUGCCAACUACAUUCUCCUGGCAUUAUUCACACUUCUGGAAGGUCUCAUGCUAGGGAGUAUGUCCAUUUUCUACAAAGCGGAAGAGAUACUAUGGGCAGCGGGAGCAACCACUCUGGUGACCUUAGUGCUUACUUUAUUUGCUCUACAAACAAAAUGGGAUUUUACCAUGCUAAAUGGAGUGAUGUUUGUUUUCCUCGUUGUGCUUAUGAUCUACGGGAUUAUCGCACUCGUUGUACGAUCAUACUGGUUACAUCUGAUAUAUUCAGCACUUGGAACACUGAUCUUCUCCAUGUACCUGGUAAUGGACGUGCAGAUGAUGGUUGGGGGGCACUACCAUUAUGAGAUAGACCCCGAAGAGUACAUUUUUGCUGCUCUGAACAUCUAUGUGGACAUCAUCAACCUUUUCAUUUUCAUUUUGGACCUGAUUGGACGAUAGCCAAUGGCCAAGGCUGGCUUAUGCUGAGAAGGAACGUGGGAUGCCUGUGGAGUGUUGCCAGGCACAGGCACUCAGUGGUGACCACUCACAGUUCCUUCCAUAGUUAUUUGUUUGUUUAUUCAUUUAUGUCAAAAGAAGUGAAGAAUUCAGUAGAUGGUUGUUGUUAUACUUAUUUCCCUUGUCAUACGGUAAAACUUUCUUAUCCAUAUGAAAACAUUUCAGAUUCCUAUAAAUUCAGAAAAUGAGUAUCCUAAUUAUAUACUGUCAUACAUUUAGAAGGUUUCCAUUGCUUUGUUGAAGUUUUAUAGGCAAGAUUUAAAGCUGUAAAUACCUUUACAUAAAUAAAGCUGAUUGU
Messenger RNA from Microtus ochrogaster (prairie vole), 1484 nucleotides. RefSeq names its product protein lifeguard 2. Lineage: Eukaryota; Metazoa; Chordata; Mammalia; Rodentia; Cricetidae. The record is from RefSeq and is a predicted model, not a curated record. Gene Ontology annotation, cellular component: membrane.